UGGGAAUCCAUACUGCAGGAAGUAGAUUACAGUCCAGCGGUCCACAUGGGUAAGUAGUGCAAGAAGGCGAUCUUGCAUGUCGCUAGCGCGCCAGCAUAGCUAGGCUGUGGGUGAGACUCCUCGACUGUUGCUCGCCAGCUACCUCAUGUAUCUUUCAUUACUAUGGAGUACUCCGUACAAGAAUACGAUUGCGUCUUUGAUGAACAUGGACCUUCCGACCGUAUAUAAGACCGCACCUCCUCCAUCUCAUGGCGAGAUGGAUACGAUUGGGGCUCACACCCAGAACUUCAAAACACCCAAUAGUUGGCCCCUGACCACCUUUCAAGUUAUCUUUGAUUUACUAGAUUAAUACAACCCGUAGCGGCGUCAACAUGUUUUCAUCUACAAGGCCGAUCCUAUCUCCAGCUCACAAGUCCACUAUACCAACUUCGCACGUGGUACCACUCACGAAAGACGGAAAUGACAACCUAUCCACCACUUCCAGUGUCUUCGGGGUCGUAAUUGGUGUCUUAAGCCUUGUCAUUGCAGGUCUACAACUGCGCCGUAUGUACCAGAGAAGACGACCGUCCGAACAAGCAUUCGAAUUACCUUGAUGGGCAUGAGCACGGUGUUUAUGAAUUACCGGAAAACCGUCUCAGUUUAGUGAAGCGUUUAUUGCAACAGGGCUCAAAGACAUGGCGCAGGAUACAUCUCAUUCUGGGUUGUAGGAAAGGACAUCGGGUUCCUCGAGUACACUCCUAAAAUCAUAGUUUUGAAGGGUGUUAUGGUAUCAUGCAGAGGCCGAAGUGUGAUCGUGGGACGUGCUUGCGGACUUUUGUGCCCCAACUAUGUAUUGAUUUCUUCAAUCUUCAAA
This is a messenger RNA of Aaosphaeria arxii CBS 175.79, 853 nucleotides long. RefSeq lists its product as uncharacterized. Lineage: Eukaryota; Fungi; Ascomycota; Dothideomycetes; Pleosporales. The transcript is spliced from 2 exons. The record is from RefSeq and is a predicted model, not a curated record. Bases 372 to 593 code for a protein of 73 amino acids.